GUGCUUACCUCCUCAGAGAAGCAAAUAGCUUAUCACACUUGUGUUGCACUACGACAAUAUGUUAGGGCGCAUCUUAUUUUACUUGUGGAUUCAAUUCGCCCUAAUAAGAACAUGCGCAGUGCUGCUCGAAGUAUUCCAAGUACUAGGGCGGUGUACAAGCCCCUUGAUAUUAGUAAUGAGGCCUUGGAUGCUGUAUUUCGGCAGAUACAGAAGGAUCGGAAACUUGGUCCUGCAUUAGUGAGGGCCAGAUGGCCUGUUGUGGACAAGUUCUUAAGUGCUAAUGGGCAUAUUACCAUGUUGGAACUGUGUCAGGCUCCACCUGUUGAGCGGUACUUACAUGACUUGCUUCAGUAUGCCUUGGGUGUUCUGCACAUCGUCACUUUAGUACCAUAUAGCCGUAAACUUAUAGUAAAUGCCACCCUAAGUAACAAUCGUGUUGGUAUAGCUGUUAUCCUGGAUGCAGCCAAUGGCGCUGGUUAUGUUGAGCCUGAGAUUAUUCAAGCAGCACUUAAUGUCCUUGUCAAUCUUGUGUGCCCACCUCCUUCAAUCAGCAAUAAACCAUCAGCUGCUACACAAGGACAUCAGUCUGCACCUGUCCAAUCUUUAAAUGGUCCGGAGACCAGAGACAGGAACUUGGAACGAAGUAUUCUUGAUCGAGCUCUAAGUGUGGCUAGUCAGAAUGAACCUCGUGACCGGAGUGGGGAAUCUACCUUGGUUGAUCGAGGUUCCACUGCCAUGGUAGGUACUUCGUCUGGGAGUAAUACUUCUCAAGUCCCAGUUCCUACUGUAGCUUCAGGAUUAGUGGGAGAUCGUAGAAUUUCCCUCGGUGCUGGAUCUGGGUGUGCUGGCCUUGCUGCUCAACUUGAACAAGGAUAUCGGCUAACCAGAGAGGCUGUUCGUGCCAAUAAUGGUAUCAAGGUUCUUCUUCAGCUCCUCCAACCACGGAUAGUUACCCCUCCUGGUGCCCUUGACUGUCUACGUGCUCUUGCGUGCAGAGUGCUGCUUGGUUUGGCUAGAGAUGAUACAAUUGCACACAUACUAACAAAGCUUCAGGUUGGAAGAAAACUUUCAGAACUUAUUCGUGAUUCAGGGAAUCAGGCCCCUGGUAGUGAGCAAAGUAGGUGGCAGGUGGAGCUUUCACAGGUGGCUAUUGAGUUGAUUGGGGUUGUAACAAAUUCUGGCCGUGCAAAUGCAUUAGCAGCAACUGAUGCUGCUACUCCUACAUUGAGGCGCAUAGAGAGAGCUGCUAUAGCUGCUGCUACGCCAAUUACAUACCAUUCCAGGGAACUAUUGCUUCUUAUACACGAACACCUACAGGCAUCUGGUUUGGCAGAAACAGCAGCUGUACUUCUAAAAGAGGCUCAGUUGACACCUUUACCAUCUUUGGCCACACCAGCAUCCCUGGUUCAUCAGGCAUCUGUGCAGGAAUCUUCAUCUAUUCUGACUCAAUGGCCAUCUGCUAGAGUUCAUUGUGGAUUUAUGUCGGAUAAACUAAAACUGACAUAUCGGGAAGAGCAUUUGGGCUUGAAAACUGAUUCAGCUGUUUCCUGUUUGAAAAAGAGGCCUACGACUUUAUCUUCUCCACAUGGUCUUCACUCUAAAGCUCAGGUUUCUGCUGAGGACUCCCCAAUAUUGUCGAGUGCCAAAAUUAACUUGACUUCUAAAAGAUCAUCUACAGCUGUAAGUGCUCCUGGAACUCCAUCUGUGUCUGCUGUUAAGUCCAGUGGGGAUGUCGAUAUCCAGUGUAAAACUCCAAUUGUAUUACCAAUGAAACGUAAGUUGACAGACUUGAAGGAAUCUGGGUUAAUGUCACCCGGAAAACGACUUAAUACAGGUGAUUAUGCAUUACGGUCUCCAAUUUGUAUUACAUCUGGCAUGCUUCGCAAAAGCAGCCAACUGACUGAUGGAACAAUGUUUUCACCAACUAGUUCUUCUUUAAAAGAUCAUGGCAGAUCAUUGCCAAAUUGUGGACCGGCUGAAGGGGAUGAAAGCCAGUUUAGUGGUGCUCAAUUUAGGCAAAUGGUUCCUACAACCCAGUAUGGACUUACAAAUGAGCCCCAACCAUCCAGCUUGGAACGGUUAACCCUUGAUUCUCUUGUUGUUCAGUAUCUAAAACAUCAACAUCGGCAGUGUCCGGCUCCUAUUACCACAUUGCCCCCUCUCUCUCUCCUACAUCCUCACAUGUGCCCAGAACCAAGACGAAGCCUUGACGCCCCCUCAAAUAUGACGGCCCGCCUUAGUAUGCGUGAGUUUCGAAGUAUGUAUGGUGGCAUUCACGGAAGCCGUAGAGAUCGUCAGUUUGUUUAUAGUAGAUUCAGGCCAUGGCGAACCUGCCGCGAUGAUGCUGGUGCCCUUUUGACUUGCGUUACUUUCCUUGGAGACUCUUCGCAAAUUGCUGUCGGAAGCCAUUCUGGGGAACUCAAAAUAUUUGACACCAACAGCAAUUGUGUGCUUGAUAGCUGCCCUAGUCACCAGUAUCCUUUGACGCUUGCCCAGUCAUAUAUAUCUGGAGAUACUCAGUUGAUUCUUUCCUCCAGUGCCCAUGAUGUGCGGUUAUGGGAUGUAUCUUCAGUUUCAGCUGGGCCCAAGCAUUCAUUCGAAGGAUGUAAAGCUGCGAGGUUUAGCAAUUCAGGAACUGCUUUUGCUGCUUUAUCAACAGAAUCAUCCCAUCGGGAGAUUCUCUUGUAUGAUAUUCAGACCAGCCAAUUGGAUCUAAAGCUUACGGAUACGUCAAACAAUCCAUCAGGUCGAGGUCAUUUGUAUUCUCUUAUUCACUUUAGCCCAUCAGAUACCAUGCUUCUCUGGAAUGGGGUCCUAUGGGAUCGCCGAGGUUCUGGCCCAGUGCAUCGCUUUGAUCAGUUUUCUGAUUAUGGUGGGGGUGGCUUCCAUCCUGCUGGGAAUGAGGUGAUCAUAAAUUCUGAAGUCUGGGAUCUCCGGAACUUCAGGCUUCUCCGAAGUGUGCCAUCCUUAGACCAAACAGUGAUAACUUUUAAUGCUAGUGGGGAUGUGAUUUAUGCAAUUCUAAGGAGAAAUCUCGAGGAUGUUACUUCAGCAUUUCAAACUCGCCGUGUUAAACAUCCUCUCUUUGCUGCUUUUCGAACUGUGGAUGCUGUUAAUUACUCCGACAUUGCUACAAUUCCUGUUGAUCGCUGUGUUCUUGACUUUGCUACAGAGCCAACCGAUUCUUUUGUUGGGUUGGUUACAAUGGAUGACCAGGAUGAGAUGUAUUCCUCUGCUAGGGUAUAUGAAAUUGGUCGUCGGAAGCCAACUGAUGAUGAUUCUGAUCCAGAUGAUGCUGAGAGUGAAGAUGAAGACGAUGAUGUGGAUGAGGAUGAGGAUGAGAUAUUGGGACCAGAUAUUGACGAGGAUGGUGAUAGUGAUGCAGAUGAUAUGAGCAAUGAUGAUGAGAGCGUGAGUGAACUCGAGGAUGAUGAGGAAGAAGACGGUGAUUUUAUAAUGGAUGAUGGGGACUUUGAAGGUGCAGCUGGGAUAUUGGAGAUUGUGGCCGAAGGUGACGAGGAGGAUGAUGAUAGUGAGGUGCUUGAAUCUCUAAGUAGCGGGGAUGAAGAGGAUAUGUUGUGAUUAGAGUGGUAAGAAGAUUAGUGGGAGGGGUCAGAGUAGGUGCAUGCUCCUAAAUGAGCAAAUUUUUGUACACUAUUUGAUAAUUAAACUUUUACGCAGAAUCUUGUAAUCAUCUUUUAAAUGGAUUUUCCUUUUUGUCUUUUAGGGUUUAGAGAUUAAAUAGGGGAAGUUAGAGAUGAUUAUGUUGGGGAAUGUUCAAAUUUUGCGUUGUUAGCUCUGAUUUUCUUAUUAAACUCAAAGUUAGCUAAGGACAACUGUUGAUAUGUUUCCAAGUGAGUUUUUAAUAAACGAUCAUCUUUGCUCAA
Molecule: messenger RNA, 3887 nt
Organism: Coffea eugenioides
Lineage: Eukaryota; Viridiplantae; Streptophyta; Magnoliopsida; Gentianales; Rubiaceae
Product: DDB1- and CUL4-associated factor homolog 1-like
Exons: 7
Biological process (GO): protein ubiquitination
Cellular component (GO): Cul4-RING E3 ubiquitin ligase complex; nucleus
Molecular function (GO): protein binding
Source: RefSeq, a predicted model, not a curated record